Phytophthora nicotianae INRA-310 is the source of this 1509-nucleotide messenger RNA. Its product is annotated as STE/STE11 protein kinase, variant. Gene Ontology annotation, biological process: protein phosphorylation. The record is from RefSeq and is a predicted model, not a curated record. NCBI's taxonomy places the organism in Eukaryota, Oomycota, Peronosporomycetes, Peronosporales, Peronosporaceae. The coding region runs from base 263 to 1450 and encodes 395 amino acids. Gene Ontology annotation, cellular component: cytoplasm. Gene Ontology annotation, molecular function: ATP binding; protein serine/threonine kinase activity. The transcript has 3 exons.
GCAUUCAUUCGCAUGGAAAGUGUAGCAUCUCAUUGUGUCUCGAUCGCCGGUGCGGGUCGAGUUCGAGAAGGAAUUCUGGUCGCGCUUGGGCGGCAUUUCAGUGGAGAUCAGGAUGUCUCCAGCCAGUCAGCACGAUCGUGGCUAACCGCGUGCUUUGAACGAUACGAUGAGGUCCGUUACAGUUAACGAGUAGCGGGUUAUCAUUAUUUAACGAUAUGCUUAUUCUCCACAGAAUAGUGCUGGCUUUGUAUCGAGUGAUGCAAUGCUCAACGUAGUCGCCGAGCUCUCGCUGUUCCGGAUUCAGGACUGGUCUGCGGACGAAGUAUCCACGUUUUGCUCCUUCUUCUUUCGAGGUGAAGAUGUUGAGCGGAACUUCGACUAUCGACUGUUUCUAGACUACCUCUUUUUCCCUGUUUCCCAGCAUGCACCGCGGAUUAAACUGAAGAAACAGGUCGCUGCCGAGGAUAUUUUCACCAUUCAUGAAGGGAGUUUAACACCACCACAAAUUGGACCAGAAGAAUCAGACGAACAUCCAUGCAUCCCUGUAGUGAUUAAACAACUCGACCUGGAGAAAUUUGCAGGCGAAACCGAGAAGUUCCCUCAGUUUGGUGGAACGGAGGAGCUGGUGGGUCAAAUGCGACAUCGAGUUAACGAGCUGCGGCUGCUCACUCACCCGAAUUUGGCUGGAUACCAGACCACCUUGCAGAAUGGAAAUUCGCUGUACGUGAUCCAGGAACACCACCAGAUCUGCACUUUGAAGACGAUUCUUGAGUCGUUUGGUCCCAUGAAGGAGCCGACAAUUCGUCGCUAUCUUCUGCAGAUUCUUCAGGCGUUGACAUUUCUACACGAUCACGGCGUACAGCACGGAAAUUUGACGAUGCAAACAGUACAAAUCGACAGCUACGGACUCCUAAAACUCACAGAUUUCGGGAUUCGACGCUGUUUGCUUCCACUUCUUUCACGUGCACAUCUUGCUAAGGACGACUGUGCACACAAUACUGUGGCCCCUGAAGCUCUUCGGGACUUUCGUUUGUGGGGUGAGAAGACGGACGUGUGGUGUGUCGGCAUCCUGACACUUCAAAUGGCAAAUGGGUUGGUGAACUACCCACCCCAACAACUGUUUGAUCAGCCCAAAGGCAGAAAUCCCUCUCGCAGUGCUCGCUUUCAACCCAGCCGAUCACCCGUGACAAGACAAGAAAUGGAGUUGCCUGGUGAUUCGCUUCCUGAUUUAGCAUCGAGAAACCUCAAGAACUUUGUUCGUGCGUGUACGCAACGUGAUCCCCGCAAACGACCAUCAGCCAAGGAGCUGCUGGAGAUGGGAUUCUUUCAGAUCGACCAAACCAAGGAGACGAACGAAGUGCUGCGUACAGUCUGCACCGACUUGGACGCAACGAUGCGGAAGCUCAGGUCUUCUUCUCCUACGCCACUAAGACGCAAGUCUAGGGGCUGAACAAUAUCAUUGCAAGUUUGAAUAGACUAAAGAAUAAUGUACAGGGAUUCAUUUCGAUA